Molecule: messenger RNA, 1298 nt
Organism: Stomoxys calcitrans (stable fly)
Lineage: Eukaryota; Metazoa; Arthropoda; Insecta; Diptera; Muscidae
Product: early growth response protein 1-A
Exons: 3
Coding region: 79-1086 (335 amino acids)
Source: RefSeq, a predicted model, not a curated record
CAUGUGUGGAGGGCAAAGCAAGAGUCUUACUAUCAUCAGCAUCCGCAUCAUCUUCAUUUUUCUCUCAUCGAAACAGCGAUGGAUAUGGAUAUUGAAAAAGACAAUUGUCAAUUCAAAUACAAUAUACGCAAACAAAAGUCAUCCAACACUUCGACGUCCUCCUCAAGUCUUUCCAUUUCAUUGACCAGUAGCCUGAAACGCAUGGAAAACAUGGAGGAAAUGCAAAUUAAAAUCGAAAGUGAUAGCUCAUCAACAGACACAGAGCUAUUUCCAACAUUUUAUACCGAAAAUAGCCAGAGUGGCGAAAUCAUUAUGGCGUCCACCUCCUCAUUUACAGCUACAGGCCAAGAAGACUCUUGCACGGCUACAGCUUCAGCUACUGCUACACCAUCAACAUCCUCAGCUACUGCCACUGCUGCACCAUCGUCGAGCCUCAAUAAGACCGCUCUAAUUGCUUUGCAACAACUAGCCUCCAUAUCCUCGACACACAGUAUUGAGCGUCUUUUGCCUCAGUUGCCCAAAGAUCUGUUGGCCCAAAAUGAGACGUUAGUAUAUGCCGGAAGACCAGAUACACUGGCUAAAGAUGACGAUGAUCUGCUGAUGGCCUCUAAUUCACAACAGCGAUAUCCUUGCCGUGUCUGCGGCAAAAGUUAUUUGCGCAAAGCCCAUCUGAAACGUCACAUUACCAACGAAUGCAUAGGCAUCGAACCGAAAUUUCUCUGCGAAUUUUGUCCAUCGCGCUAUAAGCGCAACGAAGAUCUAAAACGGCACAUGCUAAAAGUGCAUCAUAUGAUGUUGCCAAAAUCCCGGACAUCAAUAGACUCGUACAUUGACGAGGCCACAGUGGUUUACGGAAAUUCUUGUGGCCCCCAAUCAUUCAUGUCGUCGCCACUGGUGCCUGACUCCCAGCAAGCAUCGGCAUAUAGUAAUGGUCAACGCCAUCGGCAACAUCACAAUCAAGACUAUCACAGGCGUUCGCCGCCACCGCUAUCGCCUCCGGUACGUUCGCAGCAUCAUCAUUUACCUUAUCGUCGCCAGACAUCAGCUUCAAGCGACUUUGACAAUCAAUAUUUUCUGGAUUAUUGAAGACGAAGGUAUUCCUAGAUAUGCCCUAAGCCCUGCCACAAAGAAAGCCUAUUUUGAUGGUACAAACAAAGUAAAAUUCUUUGAAUCAUUUCCAAUAUGGAAGACGACUUCUUAUAGACUGUAUGUUUUUUCACCUUUUUUUGUUUUAUUAUGUGUAUAUGUGUCUGUGUGUAUUUUUGUCUUUAUUUUAAGUAAAAGUAACACAAAUUAGU